Armigeres subalbatus is the source of this 2769-nucleotide messenger RNA. RefSeq lists its product as uncharacterized. The transcript is spliced from 2 exons. Gene Ontology annotation, molecular function: zinc ion binding; nucleic acid binding. The record is from RefSeq and is a predicted model, not a curated record. The coding region runs from base 1 to 2769 and encodes 922 amino acids. Lineage: Eukaryota; Metazoa; Arthropoda; Insecta; Diptera; Culicidae.
AUGGGAGGAAAGAAGCUGGAGUCGAGUAUAACUGCACGUGAUAACAUCAUGGACUUCUUGAUUCGUAUGGAUAAGUAUCUGCAAAAUACAGAAGCACCAAGUGAGCUGCACCUGAAGCUUCGAUUGGAGAAAUUGGAGGCAAAGUGGAAUGAAUUCGAGAAAAUACAAUCAGAGAUCGAGGGCACAGAGGAGUAUGAAGAGAACAUCGAUCAACACCGGCAAGUGAGGGGAGAUUUCGAAGAAAAGUAUUUUGAGGUAAGGGCAGGGUUGGAAGGAAAAUUACCACGGGAAAUACAGCAAACCGCAAACCAAAAUGUUCCUGCGGCUGCCACUGGUGGUGAACACAACAAUGUUCAUACGUACGUCCGUCUGCCGCAAAUCAACCUACCCGAAUUCGAUGGACAUUACGAGAAAUGGCUUGCGUUCCAUGAUACUUUCAAGGCCCUCAUCGAUUCUUCUCCGGAACUUGGUGACAUACAAAAAAUCCACUAUCUCCGGGCCUCUUUGAAAGGUGAUGCACUAAAACUAGUAGAUUCGUUUCCUAUGAGUGAUGCUAAUUAUAGGGUUGCUUGGGACAGUUUGGUAGCACGGUUUUCAAACAAAUAUUUGCUGAUGAAGCGCCAUCUGAAUGCUUUGUUUGAGUAUCCCAAAAUGCGGAAGGAGUCAGCAAGCAGUAUUCAUGAACUCAUCGACUGUUUUGAACGAAAUACUAAAAUUUUGGACCAAUUGGGAGAACGGACAAGCGGCUGGGGAGCAAUACUGACACAUCUGAUGGUUUCCAAGCUUGAUGACAUCAGCCAAAAGCGAUGGGAGGAGCAUGCUUCGAGCGUCGAGGAACCGCGCUUUCCUGUUCUUAUAGAAUUCCUUAAGAAACAAACUCGGGUGUUGGAUGUAGUUUCAGUAGAUCAACGAUUGUCAACUUCAAGUAGUUCGUUUUCAACAAACACUUACAAAUAUCGCCCUGCCAAGGUUUCCGUCAACUCAGCAACUGAAAAAACACUUCCCAACUGCAUGAUUUGCAACGAACAACACUACAUCACACAAUGUCCAUCUUUCAACGGGUUACCAUUGGAUAAACGACUACAGUUUACAAACUCCAAACGUCUUUGCAGCAACUGUUUGGGGAGAAAUCAUCUUGCACGGGAUUGUCCUUCCAAGUAUCGUUGUCGAACCUGCUCUAAAAAGCAUCAUACGCUAUUACAUCCUGGUUUUCCUGGUUCUGGUUCCAUUUCUUCGGUUUCCACAGCAGACAUGGCCUUGCGAACUGCAACUCCUUCAACUUCUAGCGGGGCGCCGAACUCUGGUAAUUCUGGUUCUAGUUCGGUUCCAACUGUUUCUUCAAACUUAGCGAUGGGAGCUCACAGUUCGCAUGUUUUUCUCUCGACGGUCCUGUUGAAGGUAAAGGAUAAAUGGGGAAGAACUCAUCUCGCUAGGGCUAUCUUGGAUUCUGGAUCGCAGGUCAACCUCAUGACGGAACAUUUAUGUCAAUUGCUAAAGUUACAUCGAAGCGAUAGAAAGGUGGAGAUUAGCGGUAUAGGACGUUCUAGGAAACAAAUUGCCUAUGAAGUGUCCACGGUUAUCAGCUCUCGUGUCAAAGAUUUCUCACAGCCAAUGGAUUUUUUGGUUAUGGUUCAGGUCACCGACGAUCAACCUUCUUCAUCUCUGCCGCUGGCCAACUGGAAACCUCCUCUGGAAAUGGAAAUGGCAGAUCCAGAUUUUUUCCUAUCUGGACCAAUCGAUAUUGUUCUAGGAUCGCAAUUCUUCUACGACUUCCACCUUCUUGAUGGUGGCCGGCUACAGAUACGGAAAUUCGACGGCACACUUCCAGUGUUCGUCAACACGGUAUUUGGAUGGGUAGCCGCAGGUGAAUCAGGUUGCAACGGGACAGAUUCGAAGGUCAGCUGCCACCUAGCAAUAACGGACUCGUUAGACAAAAGUAUCGAAAGAUUCUGGAAUAGGCCUAUAGAGGAGUUAACUGAGCAAAAACCAAUGUCACAAGAAGAAGAAGACUGCGAAAAUUAUUUUCAACAAACUGUAGAACGGGAUGGAACUGGAAGAUACAUUGUUCGGUAUCCGAAACGUUUGGGAUUCGAUGCGAUGAUCGGCGAAUCAAGGAGCAUAGCAAUGCGACGGUUUCAACAAUUAGAGCGACGUUUGGGACGAGACGUUGACAUUCGGAAACGCUACAACGAGUUCAUGCUAGAGUACAUCCGUUUGGGGCACAUGAGGCUUGUUGGUACCGUUGAAAACCUAAAUGAUCAUGAUCGUACAGUGUUCUAUCUUCCACAUCACCCGGUGUUCAAAGAAGCGAGUACUACUACGAAGUUGCGCGUAGUUUUCGAUGGUUCAGCAAAGACUACCACAAAUCAUUCGCUCAACGACGCACUGCUCACAGGACCGGUCAUACAAGAUGACCUUCUGGACUUGAUGCUGCGUUUUCGGAAACAUCCAAUAGCCCUGGUAGCGGAUGUGGAAAAAAUGUACCGACAGAUCCGUAUACAUCCAGAGGACACUUGUCUCCAACGAGUCUUUUGGCGUUUCGAUCUUUCUGAUCCAAUUGAAGUCUAUGAACUGCAAACAGUAACUUAUGGUCUGUCACCCUCGUCGUUCCUGGCAACUCGAGUGAUUCAGAAACUUGCCGAAGACAUCGGAUAUCGAUACGAACAUGCAGCUUCAAAGAUAUCAAAGAUUUUUAUAUGGACGAUUUCAUUUCGGGAGCGGAUUCAAUCGAGCAAGCACGGGUGCUCCGGCAAGAAGCACAAGCAUUGA